AUGAGUAUCCAACGUUCACCUAUAACCAAAUCUAGUGACAAAAUGAAUAUUAUUAGUGGGAAUAGUAGUUCCCAGCCUGAAAUGUCAAUCAUUGCAGCAACUGAGCACGAAUAUAAAAAUGUGUCACAAAGCAAAAGAAAAGUGCCUGAGGAUGAUUUCUCGGUCCAAUUCAAUGAAUUUAAAAAGGAAAUUAUAGGAGUGUUAAAGGAGUUUGGCUCUUCAGAGCACCGUACAUGCCCCUUACCAUCAGGACGUCCUAAACCGAUAGCGAAUAGUUAUGCAGAUAUAAUGACCGAAGUUCAAGAGCGUUUAGAGCGCGCCAAGAAUAUAAUAAUCGCUGGCAUUUUCGAACCACAUUCAGAAAAUAUGGAAGAAAAGAGGGAAAAAGAAAGAUUUGAAGUGAUGAAAGUACUAUCAGGCAUCUAUGCACUUACCCCCCAACCAGAAAGAAUAAUGCGCCUAGGCAAGUAUGAUGGAAAGAAAACGCGCCCACUAAAAGUUUGCUUUUUAACUCCAGAUAUAGCAAAAACCUUAUUGAAAAUAAAUUUAACUACAAAGUAA
Messenger RNA from Parnassius apollo (apollo), 561 nucleotides. The record is from the annotation of a GenBank genome assembly. NCBI's taxonomy places the organism in Eukaryota, Metazoa, Arthropoda, Insecta, Lepidoptera, Papilionidae.